This is a messenger RNA of Oryzias latipes (Japanese medaka), 3366 nucleotides long. It is a transcript of the gene ints6l, whose product is annotated as integrator complex subunit 6 like. NCBI's taxonomy places the organism in Eukaryota, Metazoa, Chordata, Actinopteri, Beloniformes, Adrianichthyidae. Gene Ontology annotation, biological process: snRNA 3'-end processing. The record is from RefSeq and is a predicted model, not a curated record. Gene Ontology annotation, cellular component: integrator complex.
GAGCUGAGACAUAGCUCUAGAAAGGCAGAUUCAGAGAGGGUAGAGGCAACGGCCCUCUUUUGAGGGGGGGGGGGCUUAUCAUUACAUAUAUAAAUACACAUGUGUGUGAACUGUUUGGCCGCAUGAUAGGUCAUAUGUGGGCAACAAUUAUUUUAGAAAAACAUACCACCGCGGCUUUACGUUUAAAAUGCCUAUUUUACUUUUCCUGUUAGAUACGUCCGCCUCUAUGAAUCAGCGCACUUAUUUGGGUACGACAUAUCUGGAUGUUGCUAAAGGCGCGGUUGAGGUCUUUAUGAAGCUGCGUGCCCGAGACCCGGCUAGUAGAGGCGACAGGUACAUGCUAGUUACAUUCGAUGAGCCACCAUACGGAGUGAAGGCAGGCUGGAAGGAGAAUCACGCCACGUUCAUGUGCGAGCUUAAGAACCUGCAGGCAUCUGGGCUGACGACAUUAGGCCACGCUCUCCGCACGGCCUUCGACCUGCUUAACCUGAACCGUCUUGUCUCGGGAAUCGACAACUAUGGACAGGGCCGUAACCCCUUCUUCCUCGAGCCGUCUGUGAUCAUCACUAUCACCGACGGCAACAAGCUGACGCACAGCUCCGGGGUGCCGGAUGAGCUGCAUCUGCCUCUGAACUCCCCCCUGGCUGGCAGUGAGCUGACCAAAGAACCCUUUCGCUGGGACCAGCGUCUGUUUGCACUAGUUCUGAGGCUGCCUGGAGCGUCCGCGCCGGACAGCGAGCAGCUCGGCAGCGUUCCCACAGACGAGUCUGCCAUCACUCAGAUGUGUGAAGUCACUGGAGGACGGUCGUACUGUGUUCGAACGCAGCGGAUGUUAAACCAGUGUCUGGAGUCUCUGGUCCAAAAGGUUCAGAGUGGUGUUGUCCUGCAUUUUGAAAAGACCGGGCCGGAUCCGAUUGUCGUUGAAGAAAACUCAGCAGAGUCCAGCCAACCGGCGCAGUCCUUUAGCCCGAACGCGUGGCACAGCUGCCACAAGCUGAUCUAUGUGAGACCCAACCCAAAGACGGGGGUUCCGGUGGGUCACUGGCCCAUCCCAGAGUCCUUCUGGCCGGACCAGAACUCUCCAACUCUGCCGCCUCGCUCCGCCCACCCGCUGGUGCGCUUCUCCUGCGUGGACUGUGAGCCCAUGGUGAUCGAGAAGCUCCCCUUUGACAAGUACGAGCUGGAGCCCUCGCCCCUCACUCAGUACAUUCUGGAAAGGAAGUCUCCUCACAUGUGCUGGCAGGUGUUUGUCAGUAACAGCGGGAAGCAGACCGACUUGGGACAGCCAUUCGGAUACCUGAAAGCCAGCACCACCCUCACCUGCGUUAACCUGUUUGUCAUGCCUUACAACUACCCGGUCCUGCUUCCGCUCCUCGACGACCUCUUCAAAGUCCACAAACUGAAACCGAACCUCAAGUGGCGACAGGCCUUCGAGCUGUAUCUGAAGACGACGCCUCCGUACUACCUCCUGCCCUUGAAGAAGGCGCUAAGGAUGAUGGGAGCCCCGAACCUUAUCGCCGACACUCUGGACUGUGGGCUCAGUUACAGCGUUAUUUCCUACCUGAAAAAGCUGAACCAGCAGGCAAAGGUGGAGUCGGACCGCCUGAUUGUGUCGGUGGGUAAAAAGGCUCCCCAGGAAAGCGGCAUCAAGGUGAAGAACCACUCCAGCUCGCUGUUGCUGGCCCACCGGGGGGACUUCAAGCAGCUCCUGCAGGGAAUCACGGGGGAGGGGCCUCUGCGCCUGGCAGACAUCAACUUUAAGGAGUUUGCCGGUUUCCAGAUCGCUCUCCUCAAUAAGGAUGUGAAGCCUCAAGCGUACCGGAAUGCCUACGACAUUCCCAGAAGGAAUCUUCUGGAUCAGGUGACCCGGAUGCGCUCCAAUCUGCUGCGGACGUCUUUGAGGCUGAUCCGAGGGCAGGACGAAGAUUACCUGCACAGCAUUCCGGUGGCUCAGAUGGGAAACUAUCAGGAAUACCUCAAAAUGAUGCCGUCUCCUUUGAGAGAGAUCGACCCCGACCAGCCAAAGCGCCUGCACACGUUUGGGAAUCCCUUCAAGCAGGACAAGAAGGGGAUGAUGAUCGACGAGGCAGAUGAGUUUGUCGCAGGUCCUCAGAACAAGAAAAGGGGGAUGUCUGGCGACCCCAACUCCAAUGCAACCCUGAAGCGGAGGCGGAGCAUGUCGCCAUUGCUGCGACGACCGCAGACUCCACCGGGGAAUAACCACGCGGCGGCGGGAAAGGCUUUGUCAGGGGUCCAGACCCCUCAAAGUCUCCUCAAACCCGCUCCUCAGCACAAAGGUGGUGGCAUCUGCACGCCGGCGACUGAGAGCAACGGAGACGGCGUUUCCGGGCCGGACUCCGCAGAGAGCUGGCAGAACGAGACGGACGCCGACCCAGAGCCUCCAUCUUUGCUGGGUUUAGAGGAAAAAGCGGUGGCAGCUGAUCAGGAAGAUGACGUCAGGGCGGUGGAGGACCGACCUCCGCUGGAUCCUCUGGAGGAUCCGCCUCCAGAGACCAAACACAGCCUCGAGCGUCUGAGUCCACAGAGUGAGCCGGACGACGCCGAUGCCGACGUCGAUGCGGAUGCUGACGUCGCCUUGGAAACCAUAUUCAUAGCUCCGCUGGACGGCAGCCAAGCAGAGCUGCGCAGCCAAGUCAUCAAGGAGGUCCGCAAACCGGGACGGAACCACAAGGCCAUCCUCGGCCUGCUGCAGCAGGUGAAAGGACCUGAGACCGUGAAGAGGUUCUUCAUCCAUCACGCCAUCAAAGAAGCCGCCAGGUUUAAAAAGCGGGUUCUGAUCCAGCAGCUGGAGGCGACCCUUCAGGAGUUGGAGGAGCAGCAGCCGCCGUGUUUGCAGCUUCACAACGAUCACGGCAGUUGAUCCCCACACGGAUGCCGGCUUUCAGCAGCACACGUCUGUCCCAGCUCUCUGCUCCGGCUGGAGGAGGCCAGGCCUCUUCGUGUUGACUGAGGCGUUCGGCGUUUGGUCUCUGUGGCGAGCAUGUUGACGCACACAAACACUCCAACACAUCCUUAAGUGAGCAUGUGCAAAGGAGGAAGCAGCUCUCUGAGACCCCGUCUUUCUUCAGCUGGUCUGACAGGUUUGUUUGUUUUUCAAAGCAACGCUGGAGUUUUGAUACUGAAAUGUUUAAUUUAAAAAGUCCAGAUGACAUUUUCUGCUUUUUAUUUGUCCACAUUGUCAAAUCUCAAGCUGCUGUUAGGCAUUAAUGCCUGCAUUUGUUGAGGUUUUCUGCUGCAACACGUUACACACAUUUAAUUUUAAAGACCCACUCUGAUUUAAAAAAAAAUCCUGUUUUCUGUGUUUUUAACAUGUCCUUGUGGCAUUUUCUGAUGAUGGAUGACAUG